Messenger RNA from Caenorhabditis briggsae, 765 nucleotides. The record is from RefSeq and is a predicted model, not a curated record. The transcript has 4 exons. Bases 1 to 765 code for a protein of 254 amino acids. NCBI's taxonomy places the organism in Eukaryota, Metazoa, Nematoda, Chromadorea, Rhabditida, Rhabditidae.
AUGAGUAAAAACAAACAAGAAACCAUUGAGUGGAACAUCCAAAUCUACAAGCAAGAAGCCGAAAAAAUGGAUGCGUUGGUCAAGGAACGUUUCAAAUUAUACAUGAAAAUUGAAGCGGUUCGCGAAAUGCUUUGCGUCAUCGAUAUUACUGAAACAUUCGACAAAGAAUUUGACGAACUUUUGAAAUCAAAUAAUUUGGAGGAGGAGAGUCAUGACCAACCAAGCCAAGAAAACGGUUCCCCUCCAGCAUAUCUCAAACCACUAAAAGCAAUAGAUGCCAUGUUGAAUACGAUGGAAAAACGGGCUGCCGAUCGUCUUGAAUCCAUUCUAACGGCUCACAGGAACAAUUGGCCAAUUCUAGAUGGCGAUGGAUUGCUGGCAUUGAGCAUUGAGGAACAUCUUACAGCCGCCGAAGAAACUCUAGCCAAAUGGCAGAAAAAGUACAGCGGCAAGAGAGUGAGUCGCUAUCUGAACGCAGCUGAAUACUAUAUUAAACAUGUGAUAGAACAAUUGAGAGAAUACUUCAUUAUUGCUUCCGACUACGAAUGUUAUCGGAAAAUGGCUAUCAGGAGGACUGAGGAGGAGACUAGAAAUAAGAUGUUUAUUGAAGAUACAGUCAAAGCAGACGAGAUGAUCCUAGACGUCGAGAAGCAUCUUGCUGAAACGUUUGGAUGCACUUCCGAAAAGUUGAGAGCGGCCUUCGAAUUCGACACGACAAGUGACAAUUCACCAAAGAAUGAUUCACAAGUUGCUGAGCAGAUGUAG